UAAGCAUAAUUUUUCAGUAUAAUUUUGUAGCUCCCGAAACAAUAACCCACGUUCUUUGUUUUUAUAUUUGUUUCUUUUUCUUUUACAUCUUUUGUUUUGAUCGAUUCUCGUGGCCAUGAAACGGGCAUCGAUGGGCACAUCGCGCAAUUUUCUCCGCGAGAACCGGAUGAUGGUGAGCCAGGCGUCUCCAAACUACCAGAUGCCCACCGCCUCCUCCAUGGCCAGAUGCUGCGGCCCAGUGAGGUUACUUUUGGCCGCCACCCAGCGGGGCUUGAAUGGCGGAACAGGGGCAAAAGUUGUUCCCAGUCAACGGAAGCUAUCCGAGAAGCAGAUUCAAACGGAGGACAUCAGCGAUGAGCGGUUUCUCAGUGCCGCCCUGCUCAAAUGCUCGGAGAAGACGCAUACCAACUUGCAAUCCCGCAGCGAGGGCGACGAUCCAGUGGAAGGCAGAGGAGGACAGUUUCUCGACGAGAGGCUACAUCUGCGACGCACUGCGUCCAAUUUUGAGCUGGGCAAAAUGCCGGAACAACGCGAUGGCUAUCAGCCGGGGCAAUACACAAUGCACCGGCCGUUAGCUAACACGUUCGGCAUUUUGCCCGGCGGUUUAAAUUACCUGGACAACUGUUUCUCCUCCAGUCGAAAACAGGAUGAUGAGGCAUCCAUUUGCUCGCAAUCCCUCAAGGCAAGUUCUCCAAGGGUCCGCCAAAUGGACAUUCCCGAGAUGGUGGAUGUUAACCCAGACGAUAUACUAAGCUUACACUCGCAAGAGUCCUGUGCAGAGCUACCAGUUGUAGAGGUCCAACGGAAUGAAGCGGAGGUUCAACCGGCGGAGAAUUCCCAAACGGAGGAUUCCCAGCCAAUUCUGCUAAACAGUGAGCAGAGAAUGAUGCUUAUGGAUGCCGUUCGUAAGCGGCAAAAUCAAUUGAUUGCGGAAUACAACCGUUUGCCACUUUCCGUGGGCACAUUGCGAGUCCGGAAUCUCAAGAGACAACUGGAGCAGCAAUUGGAUGUGUUGGACUACGAUCUCAGCAGGCUAUCACUGGCGAAUGUGUAUUUGAAGCAAGAGUCACAAUUUGGAACAAUCGCUUAUCAAAAAUUGCCAACAAAUAUAAAUGCUUAGCUAACACCAA
Messenger RNA from Drosophila simulans, 1130 nucleotides. RefSeq lists its product as uncharacterized. The coding region runs from base 116 to 1120 and encodes 334 amino acids. The transcript has a single exon. NCBI's taxonomy places the organism in Eukaryota, Metazoa, Arthropoda, Insecta, Diptera, Drosophilidae. The record is from RefSeq and is a predicted model, not a curated record.